Messenger RNA from Xenia sp. Carnegie-2017, 466 nucleotides. Its product is annotated as protein transport protein Sec61 subunit beta-like. Gene Ontology annotation, biological process: intracellular protein transport. Bases 68 to 349 code for a protein of 93 amino acids. The transcript is spliced from 3 exons. Gene Ontology annotation, cellular component: Sec61 translocon complex. NCBI's taxonomy places the organism in Eukaryota, Metazoa, Cnidaria, Anthozoa, Malacalcyonacea, Xeniidae. The record is from RefSeq and is a predicted model, not a curated record.
CUUCGCAACUUUUUUAAAACUGACGUAGCAUUUAAUAUUUAUAUAUCGAACAUAUAGAAGACAAAUAAUGGUUCAAUCAUCAUCAUCUACCUCAGUUGGAGGAAGCAAGUCUCCUUCCAAGGGCUUAGCAAAGCCAUCUAGCAGUGGUGGUCAAACAAGACAGAGAAAAGGUACAUCUGGUGCAACAGCUAGGCGACCGACAACUGCAGGAGGAGGGGGAAUGUGGAAAUUUUACACCGAAGACUCUCCUGGACUAAAAGUUGGUCCAGUUCCAGUGCUUGUUCUAAGUCUUCUCUUCAUUGCUUCUGUGUUCCUGCUUCACAUUUGGGGAAAAUACAAUCGCAAUUAGAGUUUCAAACAAGGAAAGCAUAUUAAAAGAAUAACUUAGUCUUGCUUAUGACAUGCUAUUCGUACUAAACUUGUAUUUGAAAUCGUUUAUAAAAAAUAUAAUUAUUGUCAACUGGUA